Molecule: messenger RNA, 1141 nt
Organism: Argiope bruennichi
Lineage: Eukaryota; Metazoa; Arthropoda; Arachnida; Araneae; Araneidae
Product: zinc finger protein 596-like
Exons: 1
Coding region: 491-1129 (212 amino acids)
Biological process (GO): regulation of transcription by RNA polymerase II
Molecular function (GO): DNA-binding transcription factor activity; RNA polymerase II cis-regulatory region sequence-specific DNA binding
Source: RefSeq, a predicted model, not a curated record
UGUACCGCUCCAUUUAGCAGCUCGUAGUUCCGUGUACCUGUCUAUCGAUUGCGCGGUUUCGAAUGUUAAUGUAUUUCGAAUUAUGAAGGGAAUACCGGCUUUCGAAGCCUUCUGAAAUAAUAUGUUCCCACUGAAUUGUUACACACCGAUGGCUGUGACUUGUAGCAUCUCUUCUGUCGUCGUAGUUCCAUUGUGUGUGUUUCCAUCCCAUCUGUGUCGUCAAUGAACGUCUGUUGUGAAAACAGGAGCAUUUACUGGAACCACAUUUUCGCAAACACGAGGUUACGAAUGCUUCGUAACCAUCAAUUGACUAUCUGAAUUUUUAUAUUUAGUCAAAGAACAGAAUCUAAUGAUUAGAUAGAAUAAACUUAAUUAAGUACAAGGUACAAGUAUUUCAAUUUGAAGAAUGCGAAGUAAUACAUUUAAAUAGGAAAUGUUGAUGGCUUUUAGCUAUUCACUGAUAGGAAAAAUCUCUGCAUUGAUAAACUAGAUGAAAUAUUCACAAAGAAAACUACAAAGUAUAAGCGAACAUCUAUUCUUUGCAGAGAAAAAUUCAGUAUGCCCUGUGUGUGCUGAAAAAUUAAAUAUGGAGAAAGAAGUAAAGAAACACUCAUUGGCUCAUCGGGAAGAAACACGACUUCAGUGUGAAAUAUGUGGUUUAAAUUGUAGUAAUAAAGAUGCUUUACGUAAGCAUUCAUCUGCCCAUUCAAAUGUGAAACUGAAUGUAUGUGAAGCUUGUGGUAAAGCAUUCAAAACAAGAAGUGACUUAAAAAGACACAUAAAUGUUCAUAUGAUACAAAAGCCUUAUGUAUGUGAAGUCUGCAAUAAAGCAUUCGCUCACAUUUCUAGCAUAAAAGUACAUUCACGCAUUCAUACAAAGGAACAACCUUACAUCUGUGACGUCUGCAGUAUGGCGUUUAACCAUUCAAGUAAUUUAAGGACACAUUUACGUAUUCAUACAAAUGAAAAGCCCUACGUUUGUGAAAUAUGUGUCAAAAAAUUCACUCAAAUAGGUCAUUUGAGACAACAUUUAGGUACUCAUACAAAAGAAAAGCACUAUGUCUGUAAAAUCUGUAAUAAAGCAUUCAGUCGAAGGAACCAUUUAGCAAAUCAUGUGCGUACUCAUUGAAAAAAAACACAA